UUUUAUCUGAUAUAUAACAGGUUAUUUAUAGACUCUAUUUUGCUAGUUAUCAAUUUGAUGUUUGUUAUAGGAGUAUUAGUUAUCUGUAAUUGUCUUUUACAUGACUUGAUAUAUCAAACUAUUUUACAAUGUAUAUCACUCUAAAAAACAUAGGAUGGUCAUAUUUUUCGUUUCAAGAACUUUGAAAUUAAUUCGUUCAAUGUGCUUGAGGAAGAGCAUUAUGGUGACAGCAGGGUCAGACGUAGUAUUCUGGUGACGGGUUCAAUUGAACCCAUAACUUUCGACGCGGGGUAUAACUUUAAUUUAUGCGUAAAAAUUUACAAAAAACUCAAAAAUAGUAUAUAUGAACUCAUAACUUUAAAAAUAUAAUAGGUUCAUUAUUAAGAACCUUAAAAGUUGAACCCAUAGAGCUAAAAUUUUGGGUCCGCCUCUGGGUGACAGGACUAACCUUGUUUUCCUUUAUUCUGGUUGAAAUGCAGUCUGGAUAUAUAUACUUCUAUAACACAAGAACACAAAAGAGAACAUCAAGGGAUCCUAGAUUGAGUCCUGAGCCACAAAGUCCAGACCAUAUGAGUUUAGACCUUCAACUGAAUUUACCAUGUGGAUCAUCAGAGAACAACCAAGUGGUUGACAACUUCAAUAAACGUAAUUCUGUUAGCAAUUCAAGUUACUCCGGUGGUGAUGCCGAGAUCAAAAGGCGUGGUAUCGCUCAUUCUCUGUCGUGGUUGACGUUUGAUGGUGAUCAACAAGAGAUGUUCACUGCAGUUUGCAAGAAGUAUCAUGUGUUGGUAAUGAUGUGCAAAUCUUCACCAUCAUGUCCAAACUGCAAAUUCAUCAACCCGGCGCCAGACCUGAGCACUCCUACAUACCCUGUUCAAGAGAAGGCUAUGCCUCUCAUGUUUAAUGAAAGAAGUAUUCUAGUUACCAAAGAUUGAGGGUAAAAUGUAGCAAUAUGAUAAGUGUGGAUUCAUGUAACCGGCCUAAGUUUGCUUGGGAUUGAGACGUAGCUGUUGUUGUUUUUCAGGGUAUGAAAGAUUGUCUGUAGCAUCAUUUGAGCUGCAAUCUUUUAAAUAUAUAGCUUCCUAGUCCCUCCAUUUAACUUCUGUUGCUCCUUUAUAGAGAGGGAAAAUAGGAAAAGGGAAAGAGUUUUUAUACUUCAGUUAAAUGUUUAUAUUGAUAUAAUGUAAUAACUAAUUGAAGAAAGCUGGAAACUGACCGUGUUAGUCCAAGCAUUUGGUAUCAAGAUUGGUAGGAAGCAAUGGGUUAAGAAAUUGCAACGUCAAACUUUUGAAUUGGGAUGGCACAGUAAGAAUGGAUUUCACAUCAUUCAAUA
Messenger RNA from Nicotiana attenuata, 1333 nucleotides. RefSeq lists its product as uncharacterized. The record is from RefSeq and is a predicted model, not a curated record. Bases 474 to 935 code for a protein of 153 amino acids. NCBI's taxonomy places the organism in Eukaryota, Viridiplantae, Streptophyta, Magnoliopsida, Solanales, Solanaceae. The transcript has a single exon.